Messenger RNA from Myripristis murdjan (pinecone soldierfish), 6091 nucleotides. RefSeq names its product contactin 4 (gene cntn4). Gene Ontology annotation, cellular component: axon; plasma membrane. NCBI's taxonomy places the organism in Eukaryota, Metazoa, Chordata, Actinopteri, Holocentriformes, Holocentridae. The record is from RefSeq and is a predicted model, not a curated record. Gene Ontology annotation, biological process: axon guidance; cell-cell adhesion; brain development. Gene Ontology annotation, molecular function: cell-cell adhesion mediator activity. The transcript is spliced from 23 exons. Bases 198 to 3287 code for a protein of 1029 amino acids.
CUGGCCAGCAGUGUCGCCGCGACUCAACAGUGAUGUCUGUGUGCACAAUUUUGUUUAGUGUGAAAUUACGGAUUAAUCCAAGGCUGUAAAUUCCUCGGAGACGUAAUUGCGGAAGAUUGAGAUCCCAGAGAGGUACAAAACGGAUUCCAUACAUUUGUGAUUGGAUGUGAGACUACUUUGACCCUACAAAAUUGAAGAUGAUGUUGCUAUGGAAACUGCUGGUGCUGCAGUCACUUAUGGGGUGCCUUGCAGAGAGCAGUGUCCUGCAGAGUCCUGCCUUCACCAAGCAGCCUGGCAGCAUUGUGUAUCCUGUGGACUCUCUGGAGAAGAAUAGAGAGGUGGUGUUCAGCUGUGAAGCCCAGGGAAGCCCACCUCCCAUCUACCAGUGGAAACUGAACGGCACUGUGAUCAGUCCCAAAUCUGGUUCCCACUACAGCCUAUCUGGAGGCAACCUCAGAAUCAGCCAUCUGAACAAAGACCAAGAUGCUGGAACGUAUCAGUGCCUCGCCUCCAAUUCUUUUGGGACAAUUGUCAGCCGAGAGGCCAGUCUAACCUUUGCAUAUCUGGAAAACUUCAAGACACACAGAAGAAGCUCGGUGUCAGUCCGCGAGGGUCAGGGGGUGGUUUUGCUGUGUGGUCCUCCACCGCAUUCUGGAGAUCUGAUGUUCUCCUGGAUUUUUAAUGAGUACCCUACAUUUGUGAAGCAGGACACUCGGCGCUUUAUCUCCCAGGAGACGGGGAAUCUGUACAUCGCCAAAGUGGAGCCCUCUGAUGUGGGCAACUACACCUGUGUGGUGACCAACACGGUGACGAAGACCCGCGUCCAGGGCCCGCCCACUCCACUUGUGCUGCGUAGCGAUGGUGUGAUGGGUGAAUAUGAGCCAAAAAUUGAAGUUCAGUUUCCAGAAAUUGUCCAUGUUGCCAAAGGAUCCACAGUCAAACUGGAGUGCUUCGCUCUAGGAAACCCUGUACCCUCUAUAAACUGGAGGAGAGUGGAUGGAGUCCCUUUUGCCAGGAAAGUGGACAUGAGGAAAGCCAGCGGUGUCCUGGAAAUUCCAUAUUUCCAGCAGGAGGACGCUGGUACAUACGAGUGUGUGGCUGAGAACUCCAGAGGAAUGAAUACAGUAAAAGGAAAGCUCUCUUUCUAUGCCCCUCCCCAUCUAAUCGAGAAGCCCCAAGACGUCCAGAAGCCCAUUGAUGACUCAUUGGUGUGGGAGUGUAAAGCCACAGGGAAGCCGAAGCCCUCGUACAGGUGGAUGAAAAAUGGAGAGAACCUGGAGCCUGUAGAGGAGCGCAUACAGGUUGCCAAUGGAGCAUUGUCAAUCAGUCGUCUGACCCUGUCCGACAUAGGAAUGUACCAGUGUGUGGCUGGUAAUAAGCACGGUGAGGUCUACUCCAAUGCAGAGCUCCGAGUUAUCGCUGUUGCCCCAGAUUUCUCUCUCAACCAACUGAGGAGCCAGACGCUGGUGAAGGUAGGAGGAGAUGUGCUCAUCGAGUGCAAGCCCAAGAUGUCUCCUUGGGGUGUGAUCUCUUGGCGUAAGGGCAGCGAACCACUCCGAGAGAGUAAAAGGGUUUCCAUUCUGGACAAUGGCAACCUGCGGAUAUGGAAUGCAACCAAACCAGAUGCCGGCCUGUACACGUGUGUGGCACGCAACCAGUUUGGAGUGGCGAGCAGCUCCGGGAGUGUCAUGGUUAAAGAGCCGACCAUUAUCACCACGCCACCCUCCACCCUGGACAUCACCGUGGGGGAGAGUGUCGUCCUGCCGUGUCAAGUGUCUCACGACCCGUCUCUGGAGCUCAAGUUUACCUGGUUCUUCAACGAGCAGCUCAUCCACUUUGGUAGCCACGGUGGAUACUUUGAAAAAGUGGGCGGGCAGCAUUCAGCCGGGGACAUUAUGAUUCGAAAUAUCCAGCUGAGGCAUGCAGGGAAGUACACGUGUGCUGUGCAAACGAAGGUGGACAGCGUUUCCAUCGCUGCCGACUUGGUUGUCAGAGGUCCCCCUGGGCCCCCCACCAGCAUCCAUGUUGAAGAAAUCACUGAUACCACAGCUUCUCUGUCCUGGAGGCCUGGUCCUGAUAAUCACAGUCCAAUUACGGCAUACACUAUCCAGGCCAGGACACCGUUUUCCCUGGGGUGGCAGGCUGUCACCACAGUUCCUGAGGUGGUGGGGGGCCGCCGGCUGACAGCUACAGUAAUAGACCUGAGCCCUUGGGUGGAGUACGAGUUUCGAGUCCUGGCAAGCAACGCCAUCGGAACGGGCGAGCCCAGCAAGCCAUCCAAACAAGCAAGGACAAAGGAGACCUCUCCGAAGGUCACACCAGCUAAUGUGAGCGGAGGAGGUGGCAGUCGCUCCGAAUUAGUCAUCACAUGGGAGCCUGUUCCAGAGGAGCUGCAGAACGGCCCGGGGUUCGGCUAUGUUGUGGCUUUUAGACCCCACGGUGCCACGGGCUGGAUGCAGGCUGCCGUGCCCUCUGCUGAAGCCUCCAGAUAUGUCUUCAAAAAUGAGAGCAUUCAGCCUUUCUCGCCUUUCCAUGUGAAGGUCGGGGUUUACAACAAUGAGGGGGAGGGCCCUUUUGGACCGAUUACCACCAUCUACUCAGCAGAGGAAGAGCCUGGCCGGGCGCCCACCAGGAUUCGUGCCAAGAGCCUGUCUGCAUCUGAGAUUGAAGUUUCGUGGAAAGCUCUGCCCUGGAAUGCAAGCAAGAGAAGAGUUCUGGGUUAUGAGCUGAGGUACUGGAGUAGAAGUGAAAGGGAGGACACAGCCAACGUGCAGAGGACUGUAGGAAAUCAAACAUCUACUAUUAUCCGUGGGUUGAAAGGCAGCACCACGUAUUACAUCUCUGUGAGGGCAUACAACACUGCUGGAACGGGACCUUCCAGCACCACUGUCAAUGUCACGACCAAAAAACCACCGCCCAGCCAGCCACCGGUCAAAGUGAUGUGGAACACAUCAAACUCCAAGAUUAUAUUGAACUGGGAGCAGGUCAAAGCUCUGGAGAAUGAGUCAGAGGUCACCGGGUACAAAGUGCUAUACAAGAAGAAUCGGCACAGUCGCCCCAAUGUUAUGGAGACUAACACCACAUCAGUAGAGCUCUCCCUGCCGACUGACGAGGAGUACAUCAUCCAGAUCAAACCAUUCGGAGAGGGAGGGGAAGGCAGCAGUAGCAGGCAGAUCACCAUCCCAAGAAUACCAGGUCCCAAUGCAAUCGGCUCAGCAUCCAAGGUCUCCACUCUAUCAGCCCUCAGUACAAUAGCACUGUCUUUCACAGCACGGACAUCUUUAUGACAAACAGCUCCCAGCAGACAUUGCAUCUGAUGUGGAGACAGCUCUACCGCGGAACGCAAACACAGCCCAGUCUGGUGUAACUAGAUCCAUUCAUUUAGAUUUUAGAGGCAGGAGGACGACGCUGACGAAAAAAAAAAAAGAAACAUACCAUUGAGAUGACAGGGAAAGAGCCCACUUCAGCACCCAGGCUAAGUAAAAGGAGAUUGACCGAUGUCUUGACUCUGUUGUUACCAAAGCAGCUUUCAUAAAAAAAAAAAGAAAAGAAAAAUGUCUUAUAUGCAUCUUUUUGUAUGACAUGUUAAGCUUUUAUAGAUUUUUUUGAAUCAAUCUGAAAUUGGUCUGGGCUUUUUGUAAGAGGCAAUGGUGUGAGAGGAAUCAAAUGCAUGGUGAGUAACACGAUCUAAUUUUACAGUCUGGAGGUUAAGAAUGUUAUUUGACAGCAUAACUUUUGUCUUCUCAAGUAAGAUCAUACUUGCAACUGUGGUUCUACGUCAAAGACCAGAGUUAAAGUUUUCUCUCCAGUGAAUGAACUGUUAACCGUUAUCUUUUAUUUUAAUAGUACAUUUUUUUUGCAAUUUUACUUGUCAAUAUUUCAAAGACAUUGCACUCUCAAAGGGCUACACUGACCUUUUGGGAGUUUGGCCCAUUGAUCACCUUACCCAAUGUGUGAUGAGAGGAUUUGCACCAAAAUUAUCUUUGUCUCUCCCUGUUUGGUGCACACACUAACACUGAAGAGUACAGUAUGUUGGUUAAUCAUAGGCAGCUGGCCUUAUACUAAAAGUGAGAAAAUGCAGACUUGUAGCUGCUCUAAGGCUGGCUGGUUAGAUCAUUUUAACGAUAAGGGUAUAAACCUGCCAGGCUCGCUUAGGGAGUUGGUAAAAUAGACAUACAUUUUGACAAAAUAAUGCACUUUGAAUGGCAGGAGAUCCAUCCUCCCGCGAGGUUUCAAGCACGACUUGUUUUGUCUAAUGAAGUGAGCCAGACAGCCACAUUUUUGUAGCUUUUUUGUAGAUUCAGAAUGAACUUAUGAAAAGGACUGACAUCUUCUUCUCAGACUUUUCUGGUCUAGUGGCCAUAUCAUAAAAACCAGUAUGAACUUUGGCUUAUCUUCAUACUUAGGAUAAUUGCUUGUCAUAACUUAAAGUCACAAUGAAACAGCAUUUUGAUCUUGCAUCCUUAAUUAAUGUAUCUCCCGUUCAAACAGGUUGUUGGAUCAGAGCUUAACACAAAGAGGUAUCUUUAAAAAGUGUAAAUCAAUGGGAGAUCAGUUAUGGCAGAGAAAGGCAGUUUUAUUUGACAUGAUUCUUCAAAAAUAAAGCAUAUACCACAUACUACUGAGGCUAUUUUAGCUGCAGCGGCCUGGCUUUGAAUCCGGCCCGGAGCCUAAGCUGCAUGUCAUCCCCUCUCUCUCUCUGCCCUGUCCUGUCUUUCUCCACUGUGCCUGACCAAUAAAGCAGAAAUGCCCAAAAAAUAAUCUUUAAAAAAAAGUUUUCGUUGCUUAAAAUUUUUGUUUAGACCUAUACUGGUUCCAGUCACAGCUGAAAAUUGCACUAUUUUCCAAGAUGUUCCAAGACUUUAACAUACAGUAUGCUGAAGCGUUGCUGUGUGCAGCAGACACAUUUCUACUAGAGACACACGGGAUUGUUUUGCUGCCAGCUCACUCACCAGAUACAGGGUGAGGUGACCUAUGGGCCAAACUCCCCAGAAGUCAGUGUAGUUGUUUAAGCCAUCCAUAUGACAAUUAAAGGACUUGUUACCAGAAAUAGGCCCAUGCCGUUUAGGAGAGUAUCUCCCCUGGGUUCCUCUACCUUGGCCAUUAAAUUGCACUGGUGACCGGACCCUUGUGGCUGUCUCAUGCCCCUCAUUCUUUUAGUUAGCCCUGUGUCUAGAGCUAUUCUUUGCCUUCUGUGUGCCUCAUCAUACGUUCAAAAUCCUCAGGUCCUUAAAGAGCCUUAACUUAUCAUAUGUAUAUCGAAGAAAAAAAAAAAAAAAAACAAAGGAAAAAAAAAACAUUAGAAACAUAGACCUAUAAAGCAGCCGCGGUGAUGUUUACAUGCUGCUGUGUUGGUAGAUGCUGUGUGUUGUCGGGAUGGAGGCCAGCAUCCUUUGUGUAAUGCUGAGGUCACUGAGGUUAGUUUGAACGGCAUUUCGCUGUUUCGCAUGGGUUAUCGGCAAUAUGUGAAGCCUGGUACAUUUGUAUGGGUGUGCAUUCUCAAUAAAAGAUGAUGCUGCUGAUCUUUUUUUUUUUUUUUUUUUUUCCCAUAGUCUUCUGAUGCCAUGUGAGACUGCGAUGGUACCGUGGUACGGCGCAGUCUGUAUGUAGCUUGUAAUCCAGUUAAGUACAGCUAGUUUGUAGUACUUUGAAGGGAAGUGUACUGUAGGCUACUGGGUCUUGCUCAGAAUCAUGCAUCAAGAAAUGUGUAAUAUACUGUUUUGUACACUUCAAAUCAUUUAUAUAAAAAGAAACUUUCUAAAGAGCUGGUUUACUUGGUUUUUAUGUAAUAACUGUUUCAUACUGUAGCCAAUUGUUGCGCAGCAUGACUGUAAUUUGUCUCCUCUCUUCUGUCCAUCUGCAAACUGACUGAAUGGCUUUAGGAUCAUGCAAGAUUUAAUAGGUUUGUGUAUACGUGUACCAUGAAAUUUGAACCAUGAUCAGCCCAUGUCUGUGCUUCUGUCUCAGUCAGGUGUUCUCCUACAGACCCUCUGAGAUAUACUGGGUCUAAUGUCCAUAUAGGCUCUACAUGAGGGUUUCCUCUGUUGCUGUUUGUUGUUUAUACUGUGUUAAUAAAGUUUAUUGAUUUAUA